Messenger RNA from Patiria miniata (bat star), 8263 nucleotides. Its product is annotated as phenolphthiocerol/phthiocerol polyketide synthase subunit C-like. Gene Ontology annotation, molecular function: 3-oxoacyl-[acyl-carrier-protein] synthase activity; fatty acid synthase activity; S-adenosylmethionine-dependent methyltransferase activity. The record is from RefSeq and is a predicted model, not a curated record. The transcript is spliced from 4 exons. Gene Ontology annotation, biological process: fatty acid biosynthetic process. Lineage: Eukaryota; Metazoa; Echinodermata; Asteroidea; Valvatida; Asterinidae. Bases 382 to 7602 code for a protein of 2406 amino acids.
GAGAGAACUCGGAAAUAAUAAUUUGACCUAUCGGCGUUUACGAGUUAGCCACGCCCCUUAGACAACCCUAUGGAAUUUGUGUAGGCCUACACUAAGUUUUAUUUGUCCGUUUGUAUAUCAUGUAAAUAUUUCACAAGCUGCGCUGACUCGAUUCUACCGCGAAAGGUUUAAUAGUUCACAGCCUUGUUCGUUGGUUGGACAACCCAUGCCUCCCCAUUUGCUGAGAGGCUUCCAGUCAUCAGAUUUGAAGCUAGGUUCUCACAAGCCUAUGGCGAUGGCCUGACACAAUCCCACGCGAAGACAAGUCUGCCUCAGAGAUAUUUCAAGAAACCUACGUGCUAUACAUGAUCUGAGCUGUAAGCGAGGACACUAGCAAGGACCAUGGAGGAAGCGGGAGGAAGUACAGCAUUUCCCCCCAUUGCGAUAGUUGGGAUAGGAUGCCGUUUGCCAGGAGGUGUACAUUCUCCUGAAGAUUUCUGGAAGGUCAUCCGGGAUGGUAAGGACACCAUAACAGAGGUUCCUCCAGACAGGUGGUCACUGGAAAAGUUCUACGAUCCCGAUCACUCUAAACAAGGUAAGAUGAUCUCACGCAAGGGCGGCUUCGUGGAAGGCAUCGACAGGUUUGAUAACACCUUCUUCAAGAUUUCCCCCAGAGAGGCUAUGUCUAUGGACCCCCAGCAGCGCCUUCUGUUGGAGGUUGUGCAUGAGGCAUUUGAGGAUGCUGGUAUCAUACCGGAUACUCUAGGAACCUCAGGUGGUGUUUAUGUAGCUGCAGGAUUGAUGGACUAUACGGUUCAGACAGUAUCAGACGCUUCACUGAUCAACCCGUAUACAUUAACGGGGGUUUCCUCCAGCAUUGCUGCCAAUCGAGUGUCCUACGCAUUCGAUCUGCGAGGGCCGAGUUAUUCCGUGGACACUGCUUGCGCCUCGUCAAUCACCGCAAUGCAUCUUGCCUGCACUGGGCUCAGGAAUCGCGAGUGUCAAACGGCUGUCAUGGCCGGCUGCAACGCACUGAUUCUCCCCGAGACAUCGGUGGCUUUCUCCGCACUUGGCACUUUGUCCACAGACGGUAAAUGCUGUCCGUUUUCUAACACAGCCAAGGGGUAUGUGCGCAGCGAAGGCUGGGGUGCGCUCAUCUUGAAACCACUUCCAAUUGCACAAGAAGAUGGUGAUCAUAUCUAUGCAGUUAUUAGGGGUACGGCUAUCGCAGCCAAUGGGUAUUCUACCAGCCUGACAAUGCCUUCAAGCACAGCACAGGAAUACGUAAUGAAACAAGCCUACUUUCGGUCCGGCAUUCCACUAUCAGAUGUUCUAUACGUAGAAGCACACGGAACGGGGACACCUGUUGGCGAUCCUCUUGAAGCAAAAGCCCUCGGAGAAACCUUUGGCCCCCACAGAGAGACACCACUUAAGAUUGGUUCUGCCAAAGGAAACUUUGGCCACAGUGAGUGUUCCUCCGGGGUCACCACCGCUAUUAAAGUAGCCCUGAUGUUAGACCACAAGAUACUUUGUCCAACUAUCAAUUUCGUUGAGACAAACCCAAAUAUCAAGUUGGAUGACUGGAAACUCCAAGUGCAAACACAGCUACAAGAGGUGCCACCUUCUCAAAAGACCAUAACUUUUAGUCUGAACACCGCUGGAUUUGGGGGAGCAGUAGGUCACGUUGUUUUCCAAGAGGCCCCGAAAAAUGUCACAAACAGAAAAAAGUCCAUACGGUCUUCGGACUGGAAGUUUGGAGGUAUCAGCCCUGGGGUUCACAUUGUUAUACCCCUUUCAGCAAAGUCCAAAGAAGCUCUGAAUGAUGUUGCUGAGCAGUGGCAAAAUUUCAGCAACGAAUGCGAUGCUCUUCAAGUUGUUUCUUGGUUGUCAUGUCGUAGAAAGCACUACGGGUGUCGAUUAGCAUUCGUCAGCAAUUCUGGUGAGGCUUUCCGAGAUCAAACUAAACAAUUUCUGAACGCAGGAAGUGGCAGUGGGAUUGCAGUUGGUACUUUCAGCAAGAAACCCAAGAUCUGUUUUGUCUUUCCUGGGCAGGGGCAGCAGUGGGGAAGGAUGGGACAGCAACUGUUCAUCCAGGAGAAAGUCUUCCGUGAAGCUGUGAUGGAAUGCGACGAGGUAUUCAAACAACUGAGCGGUUGGUCAUUGCUGUACGAUAAAAAUAUCUUUUCCACUAACGGAUCAGGAGAUCAAGCGAAUGCUGCGACUACUUUGGAUACUGAGAUGAAUCAUACUGCUGUUUUACAGCCCUCCAUCUUGUUUUUCCAGAUCGCUUUGGUGCAUCUGCUGCGAUCCUGGGGAAUCCACCCAGACGUAACGGUCGGUCACAGUCUUGGUGAGGUUGCUGCGGCCUAUGUUAGUGGCGGUCUCACCCUUCCCGAAGCUGUUCGUGUUAUAUACCAUCGAAGCUCUCAACAGUCGAAGCUUAAAGGAGCUGGAAGCAUGGCAGCUCUUCGUCUGCCACUGUCUGAAGCAAAAUGUGUCUGCCACCAGUAUGAGAACUUAUACGUAGCCGCUGUCAAUGCCCCAGCAGUAACUACAAUCGCUGGAAACACCGAUGCGAUCGAUGAAAUAACACACAAUAACCCCACUGUGGCAAAACUACUGAGAGUCGAAUGUGCAUUCCAUACUCCAUUUAUGAAUCCGAUGGAGGUGCCAUUCCGAGGGGCCAUGGAAGGUGCUGUCAAGGCAAAACCAGAACCCGGUUUGAUUCCCUUCUAUUCCACUGUUACCGGGGAGUUAUACACGGGUGGAUUUGAUACCGACUACUGGUGGGAAAACAUCAGAGGCACUGUAAAGUUUCAGGCAGCCGUGGAGGAAAUUCUGAACACAGACGUCGACCUGUUCCUGGAGAUUGGCGCCUCUGCCACCUUGCUCUCAUCCGUGAAUCAGAUUUCUACGCAUUUCAAGGGUGUGUCAAGCAAACUCGUCCCAACAGGGCAGCGAGAGCAGGACGACUACCUGACCGUGAUACGGGCUUUAGCCAACCUGUACGUGGCUGGAUGUGACAUCAAUUGGAGCAUCGUCACAGGAGGAUGUGGUCCUUGGGUACGGUUGCCAACUUACCCCUGGCAGCAUCAGUCCUUCUGGCUGGAAACUGAAGAAAGACGUAAGCGCAGACUUGGUCAAGACGAUCGAACAUUCAAGGGACAGUCUGGGAAUAUUUCCCUCGAGAUGUUUCCGUUUCUGGCUGAUCAUGUUGUCCAGGACCAUCUUGUAUUUCCGGGAGCAGGUUAUCUCGAGAUGAUGGUGCAGUCAGUCUUUCAUGAGACUGAAUGUCCCGCUCUCUCGAAAGUAUCUUUCAGCAAGAUUCUUACGUGGACGGUGUUGAAAGACGGCAGUACCAAGGCACUUGGUCUGCAGUGCCAAAGAGAGGGGUCUAACGUCCAAGUGACCUCGGAUGGCGUCAGCUAUUCCUCGGCGAAGGUCGAAAGCUCCCCAGAUAUUGAUUUAGGUGCCAUCUCGAUUGAGGAGAUCCUCUUGAGGUGCAAAACUCGUUUCACUGGAAACGAUAUCUACAAUGUCUUGGCUGAACUGGGCUUUGAUUAUGGCCCAUCAUUUCAAGUUGUCAAAGAGGUCGCUCUUGGAGACGGGGAGGUUGUUGGGUUCCUCUUGCCACUGAAAUCAGACAGUAAACAGCGAAUGCAGGUCACACACGUUGAUGCUGGCAUGCAGUUGUUACUUUUUGAGGCUGGGGGAGGCCUGUACCUUCCAGUUUCCAUGAAGUCAUUGCACAUGAGUGUCCCCUCUAUGCCGACCUCUAAACCACUCGUCGCCUACGUCCGGAUAACUGAUCUGGAUUCCAAAGUACUUGUGGGGGAUAUCACAAUUGCUACAAGUGAAGGCAAAGUACUACUCAAAGCCAGCAAUUGUGAGAGUCACAACAUCACUGGUUCCAAGACGGAUGUAGGUCUAGAGUCUUGCCUGUACACCACACGGAUGCAAUCAGUGAAAUCAUGUCUUCCAGCUACAUCAAUGGCUUGUGAAAAGUUUGGUGUUGACUAUCUGGAUGCAAGGUUUGGUGAUGAGAUGGGAUUUAUUGCAAAAGCGCAGCCAUGGAUUCAAUCUCUUGAGGAGGUUUGUGCCUCGUACAUCCACCGGGCCUUAAAAGACGUGGAAGACAAAAAGUUCAACCAACAACAGGAUUGCUAUCUGAAAAGCCUGAAAAAAAUGUCAAGAGAAAAUUGUUCUGAUAAAGUGGCUGUUACAGAUAUUGAGUCUGUUUUGGAAAACAUCCAAGCCAAUUUGCCAGAAAUGCAGCAAGAGAUAGCCCUGUUACGAAGACUCGGAAACAACCUUCCGAAUACUCUGAAGGAUCUAUCUGCAUUGUCUUCAAGGUCGUCUCUAACAGACACGAGUUCUGCUGUGAUGGAUUCAGCGCUGGUUCGAGUAUGCUACAAAGCUGGUGCGGAUGUCAUUCACAGUGCUGUCAAGGUAGCACUUCAGAAGAAGAGCGUUGUUCGUAUUCUCGAAGUUGGUGGACAGUUCGGUGGACUAGCCAAACACGCAUUACCUCUUUUGAGAGAGCUUUGCGAGGAAAGUCAGGUGGAGUACAUAUACAGCUUCUCGGCUACAUAUUCAGGCGGUCAUCCACAUCAAGAACAACUCCCCGGGUUUUCAUUUGUUAAGUAUCAGCGACUUGAUCUUGGAGAGGAUGUAGUGUCACAAGGUUUCGUGCCAGGAUCUGUUGAUGUCGUCAUCUGUAUGGAUGUUAUCCACUUGUCUGAAGAUCUCAAUAGAAGCUUAAGAAACAUGUACAAGCUUCUUUGUUUCGGAGGCUGGCUUUUCAUGGGAGAGCUGAUGGCUAACACCACUUGUAUUGGAGAUGUCUUGUUGAGUGGUCAAGACAAUUGCUUCUUGACGGAAGACGGAUGGAAGGAUGUUCUCAGUACCAAUGGCUUUAAGGAGAUUGUUGUUGUAUCAACGCCACAAAAAUACUUCCAUGGCAUCUUUGUUGGUUGCAAGAUUUCGGAGAAUCAACCAACAGAUUUGUUUAGGGAUCCAGCGUCCUGUCCAUGCUUCGUGCUUUUCGAUGGUCAUGAUGCAACUGCUCGUGGACUUUGUGUGAAACUGGGCGUCCCGGUAGAGAAUAUGUGUCUUGGAGGAGAGGAUCCGAUGAAAGCUCUACCUCAAAACCCCAUGGCAGAAAGAAACAGCUUGGUUUGCAUCUACAACCCAGAAGACAGUCUUUAUCAACUUACAAAGCUACUUCAAGGGAUUGAAUCUAAGACACUGAGUUUCAGGAAAGUGUUUGUGGUGGUAAUCGGAACAAAAAGUGAAGCAGCUAGAGUGGUGGGUCUCGUUCGGUCAGUCACAAAUGGAAUCCAUCUGCCCAUUUACUCUAUUCAGAUGAGAGACACCAAGAGUGCCAGCAUAGAAUCACUUGAAGGGCUCUUGAAGGACAAGGAGGUUGGAGACAGAGAACUCAUGAUAAGCAAGGGAGAGGUCACUGUGCCACGAAUAAUCCGAGUCGAGCUCUCGACUGGUAAUGAUGUGGUGGAUGGAAGUCACUGGCAGCUUGGUAUCAAUAAAGAUGGAGCAUCCAAGAGUUCGUCAUCUGUUGAAGAUCUUGGUUUUAGCUUCUUAGAUGAAUUGGACCCACUCCCUGGUGACGUGGUUGUCAACGUGAAAUCUGCGGGACUGAAUUUCAAGGAUGUCAUGAUGUCACUGGGGCUUUUGGAUGGCUUGGAUGACAGUGAUAACGUUGUCACGCCUCAUAUUGGUCUGGAGUGCUCGGGAUUAAUUGAGAAAAUUGGUGAUGGAGUCACUUCUUUUCACAUCGGUGAUGAAGUUAUGGGUUUUGGAAAACACUGCCUUGCCUCACAGACCGUCUGCGAUGCUCAGUUGUUGGUUCACAAGCCAUCGUGCAUUGAGUGGAACGAUGCUGCUGGUGUUUGUGUUGUAUUUACCACGGCCUACCACGCACUUGUUCAGAGAGCCAAUCUCAAGAAUGAUGAAAUAGUCCUGAUUCAUUCGGCGUGUGGUGGCGUUGGUUUGGCGGCCAUUCAGGUCGCCAAGAUGGUCGGAGCUCGUAUCAUCUGCAGUGCAGGAAGUGAAAACAAACGAUCAUAUCUCAGAAAUGAACUUGGGAUUGAACUGGUCACUGACUCACGCUCGGAGAGAUUUUAUGACGAUGUCAUGGCCUGGACUGACGGGUUUGGUGUUGAUGUGGUUUUGAACUCACUGCACGGGGAGAAACUUUCAAGAGGCAUUGAAGCUUUAAACCCCGGUGGGCGAUUUUGCGAGAUCGGGAAGCGGGACAUUCUUCAAAACUCCAGCCUCCAAAUGAGUCUCCUGCUUGAGAACAAGUCGUUCAUGUCAUGCCAAAUCGACAGGAUGAUGAAACUUCAGAAAGACAAAAUGCACCAUCUUCUCCUUGAGGUGAUUUCACACUUCGGAAACAAUGGUCCUCUCAAUCCAAUACCAACAACGGCGAACUCCAUCGAAGAUUACCAAGACACUUUUACCCAAAUGGCGAAAGGAAAUCACAUCGGAAAGAUUGUCUUCAGUAUCCCACCUGACUUCAAGCCUUCUCAUGUAUCGUCUUUCUCCCACAUCUUUGACGCAAACGCCACAUAUAUAAUCACUGGUGGGUAUGGUGGUUUGGGAUUGGCCCUCGCAAGAUGGGUCUGCGACAGAGGUGCACGCUAUAUAAGUCUUGUGUCCCUUCACGGAUGUCACACUGAUGCUGCUCGUCGCACAGUAAGCUACUUAAAGAAGAAAGGAGCAACCGUCUUUGACUUUGCAAAAGAUGUGUCCAAGACAAGUGAUGUUCAGGCGAUGUUGAGUGAGUUGUCAACUAUCCACAAUGCACCAGUGGUGAAGGGUGUGUUCCAUCUUGCUGGGCGUAUUUUGGAGGAAUCCUUAUCCACCCUCACACCCAAGAUGCUGGAUCUGAUCUUAGGAGCAAAGACGACCGGUGCCAAGAACCUCCACAAUCUCACCCAGGAUCUUCCAUUGGAUAUCUUCUUCAUGAUGUCAUCUAGUACCUCGAUGUGGGGACACUCCUCGCAACCAGGCUACUGCGCAGCCAAUGCUUACCUCGACGCACUGGCCGAAGAGAGACGGGCCAUGGGCCUCCCUGCUAUCAGCCUCCAACUUGGGCCAGUGAGGGGUGCAGGAUUCCUGGAAAAGAAUGCAGAUAUUGUGGAAACUUUUGCGAUAAAGGGAAGCCUUACACUCCACAUCGAUGAGGUGCUUCAGGUCAUUAGUCAAAUCCUUCAGAUCAAGAAUACCCCUGCUGUGCUGUGUCUGUCUAACCAGGUGUGGAACAACACCCUCAAGUUUUGUCACAGCGGCAUUUUGAAAUUUCGUCAUUUCGUCCAAACGGCCAGGCUGAGGCGUUCCUCCUCCAACGUCCGAGUAGUUCACCGUAAAGUCGCCGAGGGCCGGGUGCGAGAGAAGAUGGGCCGCCUGCUCUGCGUCGAUCCAGACGGCAUCGACCUGCAUCAGCCCAUGGUGGAUUACGGAGUGGAUUCCUUGAUGGCGGUGGAGAUGGUUGCAUGGGCCUCUAAGGAGCUGAAUACAUCCAUCACACAGGUGGAAAUUCUUGGAGGCAUCACAACGGAUGCUUUCCUCCAGCGAGUCAUUUCAAGUCAGAUCAUGUAAACUUCGCCAUGAUGUUAAUCCCCCGAUAGAGGGCGCUGUAACAGUUACGUUCGGCGGAACCCGUAGAUUGAGAUUUGUUUGCAUUGAAGAAAACAACACUGCAUGUAACAAGCCUAAACUGAUUUUGAUCGUGGCAGAAUAUUUCCCAUAGUUGUAGAUUAAUGUUAAAAUAACUCGCCAAACUAGUUGGCGACAUUAAGAACAUACAGGUAUGUCAUAGAUAAAGGGCAGGGUUUUGAAUUUUUGAGGGAAAUGUUGGGGUAAAAUGACGACAAAACGAAAGGCACGAUUCGAGGAAAAUCGUAACUUCUACCCCAAGAAACUGUUCAAAAAUUACAAAAUAAGUGUCAUUAUAUUUAGAGAAGUCUGCUUUAUGUGGAAAAGUUCAUUUUUGAGUAAUAAAAAACACCCUUGACUCUAAUUUGAGCGACGGGCGCCCUACGUGCUAUUGUUGAUGUACCAUACAUGGUGCGGCCCCUUAACUUGGCGUCGCACUCUGAUUUUUUCGCCUGUAGCGCCCAGCUAGAGCAAAAGUUUAAACUGAAAUUUCACAGAAAGCGGAAUUCAUUUUAUCAAGUUUUAAACACUCCCGUGCAUAAAUCACGAGUUUAUCUACCCGUUACAAAGUUAGAAGAACAAUUUAUUUUGGCGUGAUUUUCCG